Molecule: messenger RNA, 769 nt
Organism: Lontra canadensis (Northern American river otter)
Lineage: Eukaryota; Metazoa; Chordata; Mammalia; Carnivora; Mustelidae
Product: Y-box-binding protein 1-like
Exons: 1
Coding region: 382-723 (113 amino acids)
Source: RefSeq, a predicted model, not a curated record
UGUAAGAAACUGGUAUAGUUUCAUCAACAGGAAUAACACCAAGGAAGAUGUGUUUGUGUGUCAGACUACCAUAAAGAAUAACCCCGGAAGUACCUUCACAAUGUAGGAGAUGGAGAGACCGUGGAGUUUGAUGAAUGAGAAAAGGUUUCAGAGGCAUAAAUGUGACAGGGCCUGGUGGAUCUCUAGUGUACAGCAGUGGAUAUGCGGCAGACCGUAACCAUUAUACGUGCUACCCACAUCACAGGGGUCCUCCACAUCACAACUCCCAGCACAGUUACCAGAAUAGUGAGUGGGGAAAAGGACAGAAGGAUUGGAGCCUGCUCCUGAAGGCCAGGCCUAACAGUGCUGCCUUCCCACAGGUGAGGGUUCCCCCCUUACUACAUGCAGAGCCUCCAUGGCCAUGGACCACAGUCUUCCAACCCUCCUGUGCAGGGAGAGAUGAUGGAAGGUGCUGACACCCAGAAGGCAGGAGAACAAGGUAGACCAGUGAGACAGAAUAUGCAUCCGGAUUAUACACCACGAUUCUGCAGGGGUCCUCCUCACCAAAGACAGCCUAGAGAGGAGAGCAAUGAAAAAGCUAAGGAAAAUCAAGAAGAUGAGAUCCAAGGUCAGCAGCCACCUCAACGUUCGCACCAUCGCAGAUACCCAGAAAACCCUAAACCACAAGAUGGCAAAGAGACAAAAGCAGCGAGUCCACCAGCUGAGGAUUCAUCCACUUCCUAGGCUGAGCAGGGCAGCUCUGACUAAAUGCCAGCUUACCAUCUCUACA